UCUGCCCCUUUGACUACUACAUCUACUACUGCCCAGCUCCAGGAGAGGUAACAGCCGUGCUCAGACCCCUGUACUCUUCCAGGAUCUGGGCCCUGCCUUGUACCUCUCUGCCCCCCUCCUCUGACUAUCUUAUGACCGUGACCAUGGCUGACAUCAACAACGGUUAUGAACAGAAGUUCCAGACGGACAGACAUCAUAAAGAGAUUGACCUGAUCAACAGAGACCCCAAGCAAGUCAACGAGGAUGUAGUGAAGGUAGACUUUGAGGACGUGAUCGCUGAGCCUGACGGGACUCACAGUCUGGACGGGGUGUGGAAGGCCAGUUACACCACCUUCACUGUGUCCAAAUACUGGUGCUACCGUAUCCUGUCUGCCAUUUUGGGGAUCCCCAUGGCUCUACUGUGGGGUUUCCUAUUUGCCUGCCUCUCCUUCUGCCACAUCUGGGCUGUGGUGCCGUGCAUUAAGAGCUGCAUGAUAGAGUCCCAGUGUUUCAGUCGUAUCUACUCCCUGGCCAUACACAUCUUCUGCGACCCGCUAUUUGAAGCCCUGGGAAAGAUAUUCUCAGGUGUUCGGGUGGUGCUACAGAAGGAUGUGUAAGGUUCAGAAGCAUGGGUCAGAUUAAUAAUUGGAUAGGGUAGUGAUGGUGCUGCACCGUCUACUCUCCACUCUAAAGUAGGCCACUUCCCUGGCCACAUAUCUGGUUGCUGAUGCUGG
This is a messenger RNA of Oncorhynchus gorbuscha (pink salmon), 713 nucleotides long. Its product is annotated as caveolin-3-like. Gene Ontology annotation, biological process: caveola assembly; regulation of membrane potential. The transcript has 2 exons. The record is from RefSeq and is a predicted model, not a curated record. Gene Ontology annotation, molecular function: connexin binding; molecular adaptor activity; transmembrane transporter binding. Gene Ontology annotation, cellular component: caveola. Bases 132 to 596 code for a protein of 154 amino acids. Lineage: Eukaryota; Metazoa; Chordata; Actinopteri; Salmoniformes; Salmonidae.